AUGCGGUCAAGCUCAUUGGAAAAUGAAAUCUCGAAUUUGGAUACCUCAAUAAACGAGGAUGUAGCAAGAGCUGGACUAUUUGAACAUCCCAAUGCAUCAGAUAGUAUCAGGUUACGAGACUUCGCCCACGACUCGACAUCUCAGCAGCAGCAUCAUGUUGUUCAACACGUCACGCACGACGUCGACGAAGAAGAUGUCCCCAUAGCGCAAGAGGAGGGGAAACCUCAGCGUCCAACCAUACUUCCUCGUCCAUCGAGUAUAGCCCGCCAUGCCUCCUUCCUCGAUGAAGACGAAGCCCCACCUACUUCUCCAUCUCCAUCUCACACACCCACCAAACAAGACAAACCCGGCCCCGUAGCCUGGCGCGAUCUUCCCAAAAAGUCCCAACUCGCAAUCCUAACCCUCGCCCGCCUCUCCGAACCCCUGACACAGACAUCCCUUCAAGCUUAUAUGUUCUACCAGCUCAAAUCCUUCAAUCCGUCCCUCCCUCCCUCCACAAUCUCGGCCCAAGCGGGUAUGCUGCAGGGCAGCUUUACCGCCGCGCAGUUCGUGACUGCUAUACUGUGGGGAAGGAUGGCAGAUGCGGAGUGGGGUGGUAGAAAACGGGUGCUGUUGAUUGGAUUGGCGGGGACAGCGGUCAGUUGUGUAGGGUUCGGGUUUAGCAGGACGUUUUGGCAGGCGAUGGUUUGCAGAACGUUGGGGGGCGCGUUGAAUGGGAAUGUGGGGGUUAUGAGAACGAUGAUUAGUGAGAUUAUAAAGGAAAAGAGGUUCCAGUCGAGGGCCUUUCUGUUGCUGCCGAUGUGUUUUAAUAUUGGAGUCAUUAUUGGACCAAUCUUGGGUGGAUUGCUUUCAGAUCCUGUGAGGAGUUAUCCGAGUGUCUUUGGGGGCGAGUCACUGUUUGGAGGGGAGAAUGGGGUUUUUUGGCUGGAGCAUUGGCCUUAUGCUCUUCCGAAUCUGAUGAGUGCGGUCUUUCUGUUCAUUUCUGCCAUGGGAGUCGUGUUCGGGCUUGAAGAGACACUCGAAGCCAUACGAGACCAACCAGACCUGGGUCUCCGCCUCGGUCACUCCAUCGUCAACGCCUUCCGUUACCUUUUUUGCCAAAACACUCACCGUUAUACCGCCAUCAAUGCUGACGAUGACCUGGGCUCCCCAAUGGAUGGCUCUCGGCUUGACUCGUACGAACUCGAAUCGCGCCUCCCCAAAUCACCUACCCAGAAACCGAAGCCAAGACUUAAACUGCCAUUGUCCCGCAUCUGGACCCGCAACGUCCUCUGCACCCUUCUCUGCCACUCGAUUCUAGCUCUCCACAUCGGUACCUUCAACAAUCUCUGGUUCAUACAUCUCUCGGCGCCCCGCUUCGAUCCGGAGAGCCCAUCUCCACCUUCUCACACACGGCAAUCCCUGCCUUUUGGCUUCACGGGCGGACUAGGGAUGCCUCCUCGCAGCGUCGGAUUCGCCAUGGCUGUCCUUGGCGUCAUUGGAAUAAGCCUACAGCUUCUUGUCUACCCGGCUGUAAACGCAAGACUCGGAACCCUGAGAAGCUUUCGCUAUAGUCUUUGCCUCUUCCCACUCACCUACACUUUGACGCCAUACCUCUCCAUCAUCCACUCCUCCCUUGCUCCACCGAAUCAGGCCUCCGGUAUCCUGGUCUGGCUCGCGUUAAGCUGCGUCUUGUUGGUCCAAGUCGUCGGCCGCACAUUCGCCCUACCCGCUACCAUCAUCCUUAUCAACAACUGCUCCCCACACCCAAGUGUGCUGGGUACCAUUCACGGUAUUGCGCAGAGCGUCAGUAGUGCGAGUAGGACGGUAGGGCCAAUCUUGGGGGGGUGGGGUUAUGGGAAGGGAUUGCAGGUGGGAGUUGUUGGGGCCGUUUGGUGGGCGUUGGCUGUCGUCGCGGGGGUGGGUUGGCUUUUGAGUGGCCUGGUCCGGGAAGGGGAUGGGCAUGAGAUCUGGUUGGAUGGGGAGAAGGAGGAGGAAGGGGGCAAUGAAGUGGUUCGAUGA
This is a messenger RNA of Letharia columbiana, 2001 nucleotides long. RefSeq lists its product as uncharacterized. The record is from RefSeq and is a predicted model, not a curated record. Bases 1 to 2001 code for a protein of 666 amino acids. The transcript is spliced from 3 exons. Lineage: Eukaryota; Fungi; Ascomycota; Lecanoromycetes; Lecanorales; Parmeliaceae. Gene Ontology annotation, molecular function: transmembrane transporter activity. Gene Ontology annotation, biological process: transmembrane transport.